This is a messenger RNA of Lycium ferocissimum, 903 nucleotides long. RefSeq lists its product as uncharacterized. The record is from RefSeq and is a predicted model, not a curated record. The transcript is spliced from 2 exons. The coding region runs from base 418 to 903 and encodes 161 amino acids. NCBI's taxonomy places the organism in Eukaryota, Viridiplantae, Streptophyta, Magnoliopsida, Solanales, Solanaceae.
GAAACAAUAUCACGGUAAACACAAAAAUUCACUGCUGAUUUUCAUGAAAUUCCACAAAUCAUAGCUGAGAAACUUUCAAACCAUGUAUUAUUUGCGAUUGUGCUGUCAAAAAUCAUUGGAAAAGCUUGGGACGGAGUAUUUUUUUCUUUGAUUGAGGUGCGUUAUAUUCAUAUGAUGGUCGAUAAAGCAAAAUCACUUGGUGAUCAGCCAUUACCGGAGGACUUUUACAUGUUUCGUGCAAUGGUGCGGGAUGAAGGUGAAAAGUGCUUGACAUAUGUGCACGAGGCUGAUAGGAUUCAUGUACAAGCCGAUUAUAGAAGAGAUGAGGUAUAGGCAAACCAUUUACGUCCCUCUGUUCGUAGGCGAGGAAAAGAAGGUGUUACUGGUAGGAGGGAACGUGCUAUUGAGAGAGGACGAAUGCCUGCUGAAAUGGAUGAAGCACAUCAGGCCACACAAGAUGCCCAAGCAGCCACGGGAGAUGAUCAAGAAGCAGCACAUUGUGAUAUUGGUUCUACUUCAAGGGAUACUCAGGAAUUCACUCAGGCAUCACGUAUGACAUAUCAACCAACUAAUACUCAGAUUGUGCCAUACAUGACACCACAGACUCCGCAAUAUUCAAGGGAUCCAAGUCUUUUGUCACUUGAGUUGGAUGAUAUAGAAGGUAUUGAGUUGGAUGAUGCAAGCGAUGAAGUGGAUGGAAAUGAUUUGGAGAAUGCUAGCGAAGGUUGUGAUUUUUCGCAAGUGACUGCAAUUGUUCAACAUGGUAAACCAUCAAUUAGGCCGAAGCGUAAAAUUUUUCGUAAGCAUUGUGCCACUGGAAGUCACUUUCUUGACCAGCAUGGUAGAAUGAAAAAGCAGUGUGGUAGAAGAAAAAAACAGCAAGGUAGAACCAAAAAGAUAUGA